AUGGUGACCGUUAGCGAGUCCGCGCGCGAAGGAUUCGACGAUGUCUUGGGUAGUGGCGGCAUCUUUCGCAAGGUGCUCACCGUGAACACCGACGGCAUUCAAGCAGAGUUUGGCGAAGAAGUGGGUAUCAAAUAUUCGACGUGGGUACUCAAAUCGAACCAGAAAGUCGCAGCCAAUGAGGUUCGAAAAUUUCGGAUCGGGGAUGGCGAAGUGGUGCCAGCACUUGAGCUGGUGGCCAAGAUGAUGCACGUCGGAGAAGUGUGUGAGGUGCGUUGCGAUGCCCGGUUUGCCUAUGGGGACACGGGGCUGGAACCGCACGUGGCUCCUGGAGCAGAGAUGAAGUUUGUAGUGGAGCUCUGCCGCGUGGGUAAAAAGAUCACGGCCGAGAUGAGUUCUCAGGAGCUCAUUGUAGAAGCGACGCAGAAGAAAGAGAGUGGUAAUCGUUACUAUAAGGAGAAGAACUAUGAGCAGGCAGCUAAGAUGUACAAGCGAGCGCUGAAGUUGCUCGAGUCGUGGGAACACUCGGAGGAAGAUGCAGUGCAGUGCAAAGAGUUGCUAGUGGCGUUGGGAAACAAUGUGGGCAACGUGCAGCACAAGCUGAAGCAGUAUAAGGAGGCGCGGCAGUCGAGCUUGGAGGUGCUGCAGUUCGAUGGAAAGAAUGUAAAGGCCAUGUACCGCAUUGGCCAAAUCGCGCUGGACCAGAACGAGUUUGAGGAAGCCAAUACGUUCUUGCGCAAGGCAGUGGAGAUGGAACCAAGGAAUGGUAAAGUGCGUCAACUGCUGGUGCAGCUGAAGACGAAGAAACGCGACCAGAAAGCCUUGGAGAGGAAGCUGUAUGCAAAGCUGGGGGGCAACCAGGCAACGGGAAACGUGGAGACGAGUAAGAUUGCUGCGCUGGUGGCACGUGCCAGGCAGCAUCCAUUGCUUAUCGCUGCAGUGGCGACUGCCAUCAUCGCGAUCCUCAUAAUUGCGUACGUUGGGAAGUCAGACUACGAGACCAGCAGCAUCGACGACAUCAGUGACGAUAACGAGGCGGAUCAGUUUGCUGUGUAG
Hyaloperonospora brassicae is the source of this 1053-nucleotide messenger RNA. The record is from the annotation of a GenBank genome assembly. Lineage: Eukaryota; Oomycota; Peronosporomycetes; Peronosporales; Peronosporaceae.